Messenger RNA from Caretta caretta (loggerhead turtle), 1479 nucleotides. RefSeq names its product LIM domain containing 2 (gene LIMD2). Lineage: Eukaryota; Metazoa; Chordata; Testudines; Cheloniidae. The record is from RefSeq and is a predicted model, not a curated record.
CCCCCCCCCCCAACCCCCCCCCGCUUCCUGGCCAGAGGGGCGGACAGACGCUGCCGGGGAAGCCUCCCUCUGCUCUGCCUUCCCGCGAGGAGCCGUGCCCGGCCACAGGGUCUCCCCAGCCCCGAGCGUCUCCUUGGUGCUGAGAACGUCCCGUCCCCAGAGGGCCAAUCUCCUGACUAGGGGCAAAGCAGCCCAGCUUGUCGCUUGGCUCCAUCCCAGCCGUGGCCUCUGCUGGAGCUUGGCGGAGCCUGAUAUCACGAGGGGCCAGACUUAGCCACAACAGCCUGGCCACCAACAUCAACCUCAGGAUUAAGGCAAAAGACAGAGUGGGAAGGAAGCAUGUUCCAGGCCAAGGGACCAGCCAGCGCGACCUCCGCUCACGAGGCGAGGAGCACCCCUGGGGGCAGCGCGGUGCAGCGUUCCAAGUCGUUCAGCCUGAAAGCCCAGGUGAAGGAGAUGUGCGCGGCCUGCCAAAAACCCGUCUACCCCAUGGAGCGGCUGGUGGCCGAUAAAUUCGUCUUCCAUAACGCCUGCUUCUGCUGCAAGCACUGCCAUGCCAAGCUCAGCCUGGGGAGCUACGCGGCGCUGCACGGCGAGUUCUACUGCAAGGCCCACUUCCAGCAGCUGUUCAAGAGCAAAGGCAACUACGACGAGGGCUUCGGGCGCAAGCAGCAUAAGGAGCUGUGGGCGCACAAGGAGGCGGAGAGCGGGACCAAGACGGCGUGAUGGGGGCCCGUUGCCGCCCCGAACCCAGAAGGGGCAACGGGGGGCGUAAAGCUGAACCGAGGGCUGACUGAGCUGCUGUAAAGCAAAGGCGACCCGCAGAGCCGGCUGGGGUCAGGCAGAGGCCGCUUGGCUGCAGGCAGCCCCGGGGCUGGGGUGGGGUGUCCUUUGGCAGGUGAAGGACCUGACUGGGGCGGGAGGGUUCUGGGACCAAGGCUCAGUGGGGACGGUUGGAGGGGGCCGACCUGAAUUGAGCAUAAGCCUUGAGAGCAGGUGCUCGGUGGGAGACGGUCAGGGCUGGCCGGGGCAGAUGGGGUGGUUCCCCUAAUAUCUAUAGGGCCCCCCCUUACAGAAAUCGGGGAAGAGCCACUGGGUGCCCACCAGACGGGCAUGCAACGCGCAUUACCUUUAACCCCCGUCCCCAUUCACGAGGCCCAGGUGUCUGCCGCCCUGGAGAAGGGGGCAGCUGGAGUCCACAGAACCAGUGCCCUGGUGUCAACCCCCCCAACCCCCGUCCUGCCUGCUGGUGCUGGCGGGAGGGGGGAGAAGCGGGGGGCGGGUCGCUCUUUGGGUUGCAGCAGCUCAGGUCAGCUGGGGUUGAUCAGCCGUCACGAUGUUGCCCCGUGCCCGUUUAACGUUGUCUGUCUGGUUUUUCUAUUUGCUGUCGAUUGGUACGUUCUGCACCAGAGCCCGGGCUGGCGGCCCCGGCCACGCGCUUGUUUUGAUUAUUUUUGUAAUACAAGGUUUCUGAGCCUU